UGAUUUCAACCUAUGACGUAGUACACAAAUUUUUUUCGCUCCAUUCCUUCCAUUGUUCCAUUCUGUUCUAUUCCUUCUAACCCUCUAUGCAGCGAGCACGUUGUUUGGAACAUAACCGUGAAGCGCUCGUAUAUCUGGCAUAAUUUUGUAAGUUUGGCUGGAAAAUAUCUUCAAUUUUUAAUGAAAAGGAUUUAAAUACGUAUCAAUCUACGUAUUAAUUAUUCAUUUUUAUUUUUUACUUUGCGUCACAAAAUAUAAAUUUUCAAAUGAAGACUAAGGUAGAUAAGAAAGGAAAGAAACGAUCUCUGAGCGAGACUUCUCUUUCUACAAAGCCAGAUCAGAAACAAGAGAAUAUUACUGAACUCAAGAAAAGUCCUAAAAAGGCCAAACUUGCUUUAGUACAAAAUGGAAAUUCUACAAUGGGGAAUAAAGUAGAAAUUCUCAAGAAGAUGUACAAACAAAAGGAAAAACAGAAAGCAAAACAACAAAUUAAUAUAGGAUCUUCAGCAAAGAUAAAGAAGGAAGGAGAAAAUAAAUUACCUAUUGCUAAGCUCGAUGAAGAAUCUGUUAGUAAAAAAAUAGUGGAAAAGAAAUUAAAAAAUUUGAAAAAGAAGCAAAUAAAGCGUGAUUUACGUAAGAGAAAAAGAAGUAGGAAUUUACGAAAUGCUGCAUCCAUUACACUUAGUAUAGAAGAGAUAGAGGCAAAAAUAGAAGAAAUCAGGAAUAGGGAAGUGUUGACAAAGAACGCAAAAAAGAAUUUGGCAGUACUUAAUAGAAAGUUGAAGCUGGAGAAAUCGGCAAAUAAUUCAGAGAAAUUAAAUAUAAUAGAAAAGAAAAGUAACAAGAAGAAUAAACAGCAAAUAGGUGCAAUUGUGAAGAUUGAAAAGAUAUCUAAUGAGGAUAAUGAAGAUAAAAUAAAAGUGAAAAAGGAACAUGUCCAACAUGAAAAAGUUAAAGUCAAACAGGAGAUGAAUGAUCAAGAUGAUGAGGAUGAAAGUGACGAAGAUCAGAGCGAUACAGAAAAAGAAGAAUCUAUGGACAAUGCAAAUGAACAAUUUGAUGAUGAAAGCGAUGAAGAUGAAAAGGAUGAAGAGGAUGAAGAUGCUGAAGAUGAUAUAGAAAAAGCGAAUAUUUUGAAAGUAAAAAAUGAGGGUGUAAAAAAGAUGAAAAAACAAGCUACACAAUCUUUGUAUACAGAUCAAAAGAAUCAACAUUUCCUUUAUGUAUACAAUUUACCAUUAGAUGUGACAGAAGAUGAGCUCAAACAACAUUUCUUGACCAAGGUUGAUGCUGUAUCCAGGGUUGUGAUAAAUAAAUCCAAUAUAAAAAGACCUCCUAUAGUUGCAUAUGUGUGGAUGAAUAAUAGUACAGAUUGCAAGAAAGGGCUCUUGUUACAUCAUACAUUCCUCAAAAACAAACAGAUUAUUGUAAAAAUGAAAUCCAAUGAUAACAAAAAAACAAAUGUUGGCAAAUAUUUUGCCAGUCAUUUGCCAACAAGCCAGCAUGCAAUUGCCAAGAAUAAGAAGCCGCAAGUGUUUCAAAAAGCUAAAAAAUUAGCUAGCGGAAAUCAGGGAAAGAAGAAAUCAUUGAAGAAGGAAAAAUAAUACUAAAGAAUAAAAAACUUAUAACACAAUAAAAGUUAUAUAAAAUGAAUAAAAUAAAUAAUUAAUUCACAAUGCGAUUAUUUGCAAGAUUAUCGUUUGGAACAUUUAGUAUUAUGAAUGAGAAAGCAACUUCAGAAUAGAAUUUUCAUAUUAAUAAUACAGGAUUGUUUUAUCACAUAACGCAUAUAUUGUAUUUUCUAUAGUCAUUUGGUUUAUAUAUAUAUAUUAAAUGUAAUCUGUUUCAUAUGUAUUACAGUAAUCAUAUUUUAUAUAUGUUUAUCAUAUAUCUCAUAUAUAUAAAUUAUUGAGAGAAUUUUGUUGGGUGUAAGAAUUAGUCAUGCAACAAUUCUUUCUUUAUAUAAUUAUUUGGAUUAAUUACAUAUAAAAUACUCGUAAAUAUAUCGCGCAAUAAAUCAUCAGUAAACUUA
Molecule: messenger RNA, 2032 nt
Organism: Formica exsecta
Lineage: Eukaryota; Metazoa; Arthropoda; Insecta; Hymenoptera; Formicidae
Exons: 4
Coding region: 267-1604 (445 amino acids)
Molecular function (GO): RNA binding
Source: RefSeq, a predicted model, not a curated record